AUGAAGAACGUUUCGCGGUUCUUCAAGUCAGGGAAAGACAAUCCCUCCGAUGGGUUGGAGAGACGUACAACAGCUGACCGAGAGAAGGGAAGAGAUGAGUUGAUUGAUACCCCAGUACCGUUUCUGUCAUGGCGUUCCUUUGUCAUGGGUGUGUUCGUCUCGAUGGGCGGGUUCGUCUUCGGUUACGAUACGGGGCAGAUAGCGGGACUGCUGGAGAUGAAAGACUUCUUGAGACGGUUUGGAGAGCCCAAGCCUUCCGGUGAUGGCUAUUUUUUCAGCAACGUCCGCGCUGGUUUAAUUGUUAGCCUGCUCUCAAUUGGAACGCUCAUAGGUUCAUUGCUUGCUGCUCCUUUGGGAGAUCGGAUUGGGCGUAAAUGGUCGAUUUCCGGUUGGUGUGUGGUCUUGAGCGGCGGUAUUCUCGUCCAAAUAACUUCAGACACUCCAAGGUGGUAUCAAAUAGUUGUUGGACGUUGGAUUGCUGGUCUUGGUGUUGGUGCCCUUUCGUUAUUGGUACCAUUAUAUCAGGGCGAGAGCGCCCCCCGACAUAUCCGUGGAGCGAUGAUCAGUUGCUAUCAACUUUUCAUCACGUUGGGUAUUUUUGUUGCCAAUUGCAUUAACUACGGCACCGAAUCCCGCAAUGACAGCAGUGCAUGGCGGAUUCCAGUGGGUAUGACCUUCGCUUGGAUAUUGAUUCUAGGCGUUGGGAUUUCGCUGUUCCCGGAGUCCCCGCGCUAUGACUAUCGCACCGGACACAUUGAGAGAGCGAAAACGUCAAUGAUGAGAUUCUACGGCGUACCGCAUAACCAUAGACAGCUCCACUUGGAGCUAGAAGAAAUCCGUCUGAAAUACGAGGAGGAAAAGACCGUGAAGGACCAGCCUUGGUAUGAAAUAUUCAUCGCACCACGAAUGGCCUAUAGGCUUGUCCUGGGAGUGUCGUUACAGGCUCUACAGCAGCUCACAGGGGCCAAUUACUUUUUCUAUUAUGGGACGACGGUGUUCAAAGGCGCGGGCAUCGAAAACAGCUACAUCACCCAGAUUAUUUUGGGUGCUGUUAAUUUCGGAUCCACGUUCCUAGGCUUGUACAAUAUCGAGCAUUUUGGCCGUCGCAAGCCUCUGAUAUUUGGCGCACUCUGGAUGUUCAUCUGCUUCCUUGUGUUUGCCUCAGUAGGCCAUUUCCGUCUAAACCUGGAGGAUCCUACACUCACCCCCGGUCCUGGGAAGGUCAUGGUGGCAUUUGCAUGUCUGUUCAUACUAGGGUUUGCUAGUACCUGGGGCCCGAUUGUGUGGGCCAUUGUCUCCGAACUAUACCCAUCCCGCUAUCGUGCGAGAGCUAUGUCUUUCGCCACAGCGUCAAACUGGCUAUGGAACUUUUUAAUUGCCUUCUUCACACCGCUUAUCACAGGUGAUAUUGGGUUCAGGUAUGGGUACGUUUUCGCCGGUUGUCUGUUCCUUGCCGCAUCAACUGUAUACUUGUGUGUUAUCGAAGGCAAAGGUCGAACCCUCGAAGAACUUGAUGCAAUGUACAUCAUGCGUGUUCCAGCGUGGAAGAGCGAAAAUUUUGUUCUGCCACCGCUCGAAGGUCAGCAAGAUCGGCACUCCAAAGAAUCAUUUAGUCACAAUAACGAUGUUGCGAAAACGGAAGGCGACGAUUGCGGUCGAAAUAACUAG
Paracoccidioides brasiliensis Pb18 is the source of this 1668-nucleotide messenger RNA. RefSeq lists its product as uncharacterized. Gene Ontology annotation, molecular function: carbohydrate:proton symporter activity. The record is from RefSeq and is a predicted model, not a curated record. The transcript has 3 exons. Bases 1 to 1668 code for a protein of 555 amino acids. Gene Ontology annotation, cellular component: plasma membrane. Gene Ontology annotation, biological process: carbohydrate transport; transmembrane transport.